UCAGAAUACGAGAUCGUUGUAACGGAAGAAACGAAGCAACAGUUUUCCAAAGGGUUCAAGAAACGCCCUAAUGUCCAUGACCUCAUGCGCUGGAAGCAAAAUCAUAAUGACAUGGUGAGUGUUUCCAACCGCACGACCAACUGCCAGUCUCGAAGCUUUCCAUUAGGUAUGCAAGAAUUGCCUGUUACGCGGGCAAGUCUGCACGCCGAAGGACAAUUCGGCCGUAUGUAUCAACUGUGAGGAGCAGCGAGUCCGCUGUAGUCGUGCCUUGCAGGAAAAGAAGACACGAAUGCGACGUUUGUUGAAUCUCUCGUAUCCGGAGUUGGAUUUUUUAGUGGACUGGUAUGAGAAAAGAAAGAUAAAGCGUAGCCUUGUUCGGAGGCCACCCAUCACUCCAAGCUCCAAAAAGACGAAGUUUCAAGACACUCCGACAUUGAGCCCGGAGAUCCAAGCGAAGACAGCAAGGGCUUGCCGAUAUGAACCUGAAGAGGAUCAGUACGCUUCUUCGCAAACACUAAGCUCCAGCCUUGUCUAUGAACAUGACCCAAUGGACCACGCCACCGCUACAAACUUUCAAGAAAUGUGGAACGAAUACAUGAAUGAUCAUCGAAGUGCAAGCCCUCAAACGCCCUCUAGGGAAGAUGGUGCUGGUCUUGACUUCGUGACUCUUGAACAUACAGACACUGUCGGUGAUCUGGAAAUGGCGAAUCACGAAGGCCCAGAGACUUCAGCUGAACGUGCAGAUGUUUUCUUUGACGGGACUGUGGCGUCUACAGAAGGUGCAGCUGAAAACCUGGCGGCUCUCACCUAUAUCGAGCUUCUCUUGCACAAGAGGGAGGUGGAAAACAUCACUGAAAGCGUGAGGAUAGGGAAUAUCACUCAGUCACAGCUGGUCAAAGCACUGGAGGCCGUCUCGGACGGGUUAUAUGGACUCGCGAUGAAGUACGAUGUGGGCUUCGAGUCAGGACAAGCAAGUUUAGUGGGAGGGCCAGAACAGCAAACUGAUUAAUGUAUGCAUGAUAUUACUUUAACAGUGAAAUGGAUGUUAAAAUACCGGAC
This is a messenger RNA of Guyanagaster necrorhizus, 1059 nucleotides long. RefSeq lists its product as uncharacterized. Bases 290 to 1009 code for a protein of 239 amino acids. The record is from RefSeq and is a predicted model, not a curated record. The transcript is spliced from 3 exons. Lineage: Eukaryota; Fungi; Basidiomycota; Agaricomycetes; Agaricales; Physalacriaceae.